This is a messenger RNA of Histoplasma capsulatum G186AR, 375 nucleotides long. RefSeq lists its product as uncharacterized. The coding region runs from base 1 to 375 and encodes 124 amino acids. NCBI's taxonomy places the organism in Eukaryota, Fungi, Ascomycota, Eurotiomycetes, Onygenales, Ajellomycetaceae. The record is from RefSeq and is a predicted model, not a curated record. The transcript is spliced from 3 exons.
AUGGGCUCAGGCUUCCAGACAUCGUUUACAGGGUUCUAUCAAAAAAGAGUGCGCAGUCGACAUAUUCCUGCAAAUACAGCUGGAUCAGUUCACGAUAAUUCUGUGGACGUGCUUCAACUAUCGGUAACAGUGACUUCUAUGUGGACCGUAUCAUCGGGGUUUUAUCCAGAGGAUGCAUCCAUGGCCUUACCUUUUCAAGAUCAUCGGACAAUAGAACGACAUUCUAAGAAGCCUGAGCAUCAGUUGUUUUUGUAUUCCUGCUCCAACACGGCAGGGGCAGGAGUUGCGGAGCCUCUACAGAAAAUUGGUGGCAUUGAGGCAAGGGCAUUUACGGCAGCGGACUGGGUGAAAACCAUGUCCAUGGAAAACCCUUGA